ACGAGGCGAUUUGAAAAUACGCUCCGGGAGCGGGAGGCUGAGGCCGGCCGUACACGUUGUCGACCGUUGGGCUUCUGCUCGUACGCUCUUGCUGCCCGCCUCCCUGUCUCGCUGCGGGCUGGGUCCCUAGCACUCAAACAUGACCAAAAAAAGGAAACGCCAAGAUGAUUUUCAAAAAGUAAAACUAAAAGUUGGUAAAAAGAAGCCCAAGUUAGAAAAUGCUACUGCUACAAACUUUAAAACGAAGACUAUACAUCUGCCUGAACAACUCAAAGAAGAUAGAAUACUUCCAACAAACAAUAGAAAACUUAAUAUAAAGGAUCUCCUGUCACAGAUGCAUCACUAUAAUGCUGGGGUUAAACAAAGUGCUCUUCUUGGACUUAAAGACCUUUUUUCUCAGUACCCAUUUAUAAUUGAUGCACACCUUUCAAACAUAUUAAGUGAAGUGACUGCUGUGUUUACAGAUAAAGAUGCUAAUGUACGCUUAGCAGCAGUUCAACUUCUUCAAUUCCUGGCCCCCAAAAUACGAGCUGAACAAAUUUCUCCAUUUUUUCCUUUGGUAAGUGCCCAUCUCUCUAGUGCCAUGACUCACAUUACUGAAGGAAUUCAGGAGGACUCUUUAAAAGUUUUGGAUAUUCUGUUGGAACAAUACCCAGCUCUCAUUACUGGCCGUAGCAGUAUAUUGCUUAAGAAUUUUGUAGAACUUAUUUCUCAUCAGCAGCUGUCCAAAGGACUGGUAAAUAGAGACAGAUCCCAGUCCUGGAUACUUUCUGUAAAUCCUAAUCGGAGACUCACUUCUCAGCAAUGGAGGCUGAAAGUCUUAGUGAGACUCGGUAAAUUCCUUCAGGCCUUGGCAGAUGGAUCCAGUAGGUUGAGAGAAAGUGAAGGACUUCAGGAACAGAAAGAAAAUCCCCAUGCCACUAGCAACUCCAUUUUUAUCAACUGGAAGGAACAUGCCAACGACCAGCAACACAUCCAGGUUUAUGAAAAUGGGGGUUCACAGCCAAAUGUCAGUUCACAGUUCAGGCUACGGUACCCGGUUGGAGGACUAGGCACUGUGGAUGAAGGCCUGUCAUCUACUGAAAACCUGAAAGGAUUUAUCGAAAUAAUAAUUCCAUUGCUAAUUGAAUGCUGGAUUGAAGCUGUGCCUCCACAACUAGUUGCUUCUGUUGGAAAUGGUAUAGAACGAGAACCUCUUCAGGUUAUGCAGCAAGUCCUUAAUAUUAUUUCCCUUCUGUGGAAACUUUCUAAACAACACGAUGAAACCCAUAAGCUG
This is a messenger RNA of Castor canadensis (American beaver), 1276 nucleotides long. The record is from RefSeq and is a predicted model, not a curated record. NCBI's taxonomy places the organism in Eukaryota, Metazoa, Chordata, Mammalia, Rodentia, Castoridae.